CCUGGCAUUUCCCAGGUUUCACAGAAGCUGCCUGACUUGGAACAAGUUACCAUGACCAGCCAGUCUCAGGGAAUCAGCCAGCUCCUUCAGGCAGAGAAAAGGGCAAAAGACAAGCUAGAGGAAGCCAAAAAAAGAAAAGGAAAACGAUUGAAGCAAGCUAAGGAAGAAGCAAUGGCAGAAAUUGACCAGUACAGAAUGGAGAGAGACAAGGAGUUGCAGCUGAGACAGUCCCAGAUAAUGGGCUCUCAGAGUAAUAUCUCAGAUGAAGUAGAAGAACAAGCCCUAGAGAAGAUACAAGAGCUGAACAGAAGCUACAACAAGUAUAUGGAAAGCGUGAUUCAACAGCUUUUGAGCAUGGUAUGUGACAUGAAGCCAGAAAUUCAUACAAACUACAGAAUCACCAAUUAAAUAUACAUCAUACAGUAUAAUAAAUGGUGUAAUAAAUAAAUCCUACUUGCUUGU
Molecule: messenger RNA, 462 nt
Organism: Octodon degus (degu)
Lineage: Eukaryota; Metazoa; Chordata; Mammalia; Rodentia; Octodontidae
Gene: Atp6v1g3
Product: ATPase H+ transporting V1 subunit G3
Exons: 3
Coding region: 52-408 (118 amino acids)
Biological process (GO): proton transmembrane transport
Cellular component (GO): vacuolar proton-transporting V-type ATPase complex
Molecular function (GO): proton-transporting ATPase activity, rotational mechanism
Source: RefSeq, a predicted model, not a curated record